GAAAACGAAGGUGUUUGGGUGAUCAUUAAGUGAAUUAAUUAUGACGAUGGGGGUGGUUUGAGUUUCCUGGAAGAAAAUUCCAAUCGAAGGGGUUUCUUUUGUUUGGAGAUCAAGUAUUAUGAGAAAAAGAUAGUUUUAUAUUUGUGGAUAAUUAUUAGAGAUCGUUUUAGAAUCACCAUAUGUUUUUGCUUUUCUUUCGAUUACAUCCAACAUUAAGGACGAUGUAAGAAUAAAGAAAUAUUGACGUAAAACUUUCUUACUCAGGAGAAACGGAGAAUCAUUGCAAUAAUUGUUUAUAUUCACGCAACGUACGAGAUUAUUUCAUAAAAACAAAACUAAAAUGAACAUUUUUUAAUGAUUAAAUUCAAAGCAUGUCGAAAUUCUUGUUUUUAAUGUCGAAAGUAUCAAAAUGAAGUAACAGGUAUCAGAGACUAGAUCAUUAUGUAAUUUCUUUCUCAGUGAUCGAUAUAUAGAAGGAAUAAUUAACAAAAAUAUUUCAUUCACAAACAGCUAUUACCUCCAAUGGUCAUUUGAAAGUUAUCAAGAUUACUUUAGUCAAGAACGCCAUUAAAUUGAUUAUCAUACUUCAUUAGCCAUUCACUUAAGUUUGGAAGAUUCUUUCCUCAUCGAGAAAUAUCUACAAUCAACAGUUUCACUAAUUAGUCUUGAAUUAAAUAACAUUCAAUUUCCGUAAACAAACUUAAGCAAAUCAACGAGAAUUUACAAAAGAAUUCAUUCACGAUUAAUAAAUCAUUCGCUGAAGAAAAAUUCCACGGAAGAAUAUCAUUGUUCGAGAUCUUGUAUGCAGAAACAAGAAUCAAGAACGAUGAUCGUGACCUGAUUUCCUGGACAUCAUGGAGUUUUACGAUCAUUAUCAUUCAUAGAUACAUCGAUCCUCCGCGAGGAAUUUCAAGAACGUUAGAAGAUUCAUCCACCGAAACUUCCUACUGUUAUUUUGUAAUUUAAUUAGAAACAAUUGACGCGUCAACGAGAUCAAGAUAAUUACCGAUCAAGGAUAUAUCUCGCGUGUGUAGAUGAAAAUAAGAGUAUUCCACGUGUUUACGCGAUGUGCAUUCGAAAAUGCAAAUCGAUCAAGACGAUCCGGUCGUUUUUUCCUUCUUUGAAAAAUCCUCGUCGUAGCGGUGGAUAAAAAAUAUUUUGCAAACGCUACAAGUAAUGUCGGAGAACGAUUUCGUUGCGUUGGUGUUUAAUUCAAGGAUAUCCGGAUCCGAGGCUUAUGAAAACUUGAAAUGGUCAGUGUUGAAAUCGUUUUGAAAACAGAGGAUUGAAUUCGUUCGUGUUGGAGCUCUCUUUGUUAAUAUAAAAAAGAUAAGCCGGGGAAAUUAAAUUCUCUUAUUUCUUUUGUAUUAUUCUACUUUCAUUCUGGAUCAUUUAAAAAUUUCACGAGACCGAACCUUCGAAACCCGAUAACACAUUUCACUCGGUUUCACAAGGAUUUCUCCCGGUGUCUUUUGUUUCUUUACGAGAGCCGACUGAUUGCGAAAGAUGAGUCUAUCUAAGGUUACGUCUAAUCACUUUCCAUUCCUUAGGACUUUCGCGUGUUUACAGAUGAAUCGUGACUUUUUCAAUGAACUUGUACGUACACCUCGGCCUCCAAUAUCCGAGGAAAUCGAGGACACUUGUUAAUCAGUUCUCGAUCGAUCUAUUUUUACCAAUUAAUAUUUGCCUUAUCAUUUUCUAGAUGUUUUUUCCUACUAUUUUGUUAUUCAACGUUUCAUAAUGAUUACUGAAAAUGGUUUUGUUCUCGUUACGUGUAUAAAAUGUUACAUACUAGUUUCUGUAAUAAUGGUAAAAAGCGUAUGCUUAAGAUGCACGUUAACUCGAUUCGUAAAAAGUUUGCACGAAACGUAUUCAGAUCGUGGAUAUUUGCAUUUAAUCAGAUCGAGUAUUGCAUAAGCUUAAAACGAGGCUGGUAUAAGUUAUAAAUCUGUAUAGCACGUGGAAUUAUUUAUGAUAAAUUGCAGUGAAAUUGAAUAACUUUUAAAAUACCCAAGCGACAGGAAAAGAAAAAUUCAACGAAGAUUUAAAUAUGUUAAUCUAUUCGUCGAAUGUUUCAAAUCUUUCGUAGGGACACAUUCGAUUUCAAAACUUAAUGAACGAUCAAUUUAUCCAAAUUGUUACGUAACAAGGACAAACCCAUAUUUCGAAAUUUAUGAAUAUUUAAUCCAUAGAAAAAUACGUCCGAUUGCACAAGAAAACGCAUUACUCACUCUCUAUAAAUUCACCUUUCGUUACAUGACCGCAACGUUUCUCUUUGACCAAAAAAACGAAAAUAUCCCUUUCAUCCAAAAUAAAAACAACAGCUGCUUAAAAAUUAUGCGAAUCAAGUUUCUGUUUUGUCUGUUUAGUAAAUAUGUAUAUAGACCGUGGUUGCAAAACGCGUUUGUUUAAUUUCGAUUACUUAAAACGAGGUCAGUUGUAAUAAGUUACACAUCCGUAGUGUCGACAUUACUUCUCGCGACCGACAGUCAUCACAUAUUAUUAAAAAAGAAAAUAAUAAUAGAAUCUGCUAAUACUCUAAUUAUUCCGGAAAGUUCACUUUUGAAAAAAUCACAGAAAAUCACGUAGAUGCAAUAGUGACCCAAAUUUAAUCGUUCUUUUGAAAAGAGAUUAUGUGUCCCUGAAGGGUCCAUUCGACCCGACUGGCACGUCUCGCGUGUCCGGUUUCUCGGCCGUAAUUGCGCAACAAGGUCGGACGAUUUUUAUUUGAAAAAACGAAAGCGAAGGAUAUGGAAAAAGAUCGAAAGGGUCGGUUUUUGAAGCGCCAAAGAGCUCCGGAUAGUCGCGGGUAAAUUGAACGCUCUGAUCGGAACGAAAGCCGAUUGCACGUGUUCGAAACCACCUCGCUCGGUUGGCCUGCAGCAGCCGGAGAUAGGUGAGAGUUUGUUACAACGUUACAUCACUGACGAAUCGCACGCGACGCCAUCGAUUACGUAUAAACAAGUCCUUUCGUUCGCUCCGGGUUCUUUGAAAUAAUUUGGGGUCACCCUAUUCUUUAAGAGCAGGUUUAUGUACGAUAAUUUUGGCAAAAUGAUCUUAUCAGACUUAUGAGAUUCUAUGUAAUAUUUUUGGAAAAAUUGACGUCAUUUGUCUGAUGUUCUUUUUAUGCAAGAUUUGCGGAAGAAUCGACGUCACCUUUUUUUAUGGUUGAAAAUAUAGAAGAGUGAAUUUAUGAUAAUUUCUGUCUUUUUUUAAAACUGCUGUUAUGUAAGAUUUUCAGAAAAACCUGAACUUCCAGAAAGAUAUUCCUAAAAUUUUUCUAAGAAACAGAGCUUUCGUUGAAGAACAAAUCACGAUGAUUCAACUAUGAAAGUUCCUUUAAAUAUGCGACGUAAAUCAAGAAAUAGCUACGACAUGGAAACUGCCAGUAGCCCGCCGGUCGUACCGGCAGCAUCCUUGGAACUAAAAACAAGAAGAGCACAGUUCCAAACACAGGUUUCGACUUUGGAUACCAAACGAAAACAAGCGAUAUACGUGAGGAGAGCUUUCAAGAAAUAUGGCCCAAAGAGCAACCCCAAUGUCAUUCUAGAUGGGCUGAACAUGACGGUGCCGAAAGGCACCAUAUACGGCCUGCUCGGGGCAAGUGGUUGUGGAAAGACUACGUUGCUCUCUUGCAUCGUGGGUCGAAGACGUUUGAACUCUGGAGAGAUCUGGGUCCUGGGUGGUCGACCAGGAUCGAAAGGAUCCGGUGUACCGGGUCCACGGGUUGGUUACAUGCCGCAAGAGAUUGCGUUGUACGGAGAAUUUUCCAUAAGAGAGACCUUUAUUUAUUUCGGCUGGUGUGCUGGAAUGACGACGCAACAAGUGGAUGGAAAAUUAGAAUUUCUCAUCAAGUUCUUGCAGCUGCCAUCAGAAAAUCGUUUGGUGAAGAACUUAUCCGGUGGUCAACAGAGAAGGGUGUCCUUUGCGGUAGCACUUGUGGCCGAUCCAGAAUUGUUAAUCUUAGACGAACCCACCGUGGGCGUGGAUCCUGUUCUACGUCAAAGCAUCUGGGAUCACCUGGUCCAGGUGACGAAAGACGGGAAUAAGACCAUCAUCAUCACUACUCACUAUAUCGAGGAGACGAGGCAGGCUGGUAUCAUCGGUCUGAUGAGGAGCGGUAAAUUGUUGGCCGAAGAGUCACCGGCAAGAUUAAUGGAAAUGCUGAACGUGGAUAGUCUAGAGGCUGUGUUCUUGAAGCUCAGCAAACGACAGAACAUGGGUCUUCGAAGAAGAAGCAGCAUCCUUAGCAGUGUCACUGGCGUCCCUCCAGAAGUUGAUGCAGAUGACGAGAUGAGCGGUGAAUUUGGUGAUAACGUCAGUCUUUCUAGUCGAAGAAGAAGCGUUGCCGUCGACGAUGGAAUUGUGCCAGAGCUACCGCCGGAAGAGAAAGGUCCCUCGAAAAUCCAGAUGAUCGAUCCUCAGCACAUGAAGGCACUCGUAUGGAAGAAUUUCCUGUGGAUGUGGCGAAACGUAGGAAUAAUGUUAUUCAUCAUCGGUCUUCCGGUCGUCCAGAUCAUUCUAUUCUGUAUUUCUAUCGGGAAAGAUCCAAAGGGCUUAAAUAUAGCAAUAGUGAACCACGAGCUGAACAAUAGUAUGGACCCUUGUAUACCAACAGAUGGAUGUAACUGGUCUCUGUUAAGCUGUCGGUUCUUAAAACAUCUAGAGGAUCGGUCGAUAGACCUUAUAUCGUAUAAGAAUGAAAUGGAAGCUAGAGAAGCUGUUGAAAACGGCAAUGCUUGGGGUGCCAUAACUUUUCCAUCCAAUUACUCUGAUUCUCUUUGGGCGAGAUUCGAGGAAGGCAAGGAUGUGGCUGAAUGGGAUGUCACGUACUCGACCAUGGAGAUAGUCAUGGAUAUGUCCAACCAGCAGAUCGGCCAACUUCUUCAGAGGGAUUUUUAUAUAUCGUAUCAGAACUUCGCUCGCGAAGUGACGGUAGCUUGUAAUUACAGCAAAAAAUACGCGAAUAUACCGGUGGAAUUCGAACAGCCGAUCUACGGUCCUCUGGAGCCCAAUUUCACAGAUUUCGCCGCACCUGGAAUUAUUUUAACGAUCCUUUUCUUCUUAUCGGUCGCUCUAACUUCUGGUGCCAUGUUGUUAGAAAGAAACGAGGGUCUCCUCGAAAGGAGUUUAGUCUCUGGUCUUACUGGACCAGAAAUCCUUUUCGCUCAAGUUAUAACUCAAUUCGUAGUAAUGGUAGGGCAAACAGUGAUGGUUCUAAUAUGUGCGUUUGUGGUGUUCAACAUUACAUGUGAGGGUAACAUUGGUUGGAUCACCACGUUGACUGUUCUAACUGGGCUGUGUGGAAUGUGUUUCGGAUUCGUUAUUGCUUGUGCCUGCGACAACGAAAGGAGUGCCACUUAUAUGGCAAUGGGUUCUUUCCUACCCAUCGUGAUGCUGUGUGGAAUAAUUUGGCCCAUCGAAGGAAUGCAUACUGUAUUAAAAUGCAUUAGCUUCGUCCUCCCUCUUACGAAGAGCACAGAGUCAAUGAGAGCUAUGCUAGCUAGGGGAUGGUCAAUUUCGAAUUCCACCGUCUACAAUGGUUUCAUUUCCACAUUCAUCUGGAUAUGCAUCUUCAUGACUCUCUCGUUACUGCUGCUUAAAUUUAAAAAGGGAUAAAAAUUCUUCCCGAGUUAUAGAUUGAACUGCAUGAUUAGCUGUUAUUUGAGAAAAUUAUUCUAUUAAACAGACUGUAUAAUGUCGAAACUAUUCGACUAAUUUACUGUAUUUUGGAGUAAGAGUGAAUGAAACUGCAUCAUAGAUGAUGCAAUGUACGUUUUUGCUCAAUACAAUUGUAUUUAUUACAUCAACUACCGUGGUGUCACGGGAUCGUGAUGGUAUUAUUUGUACAGUGCAGACAUAAGUAGAUGAUAAAUUAAACCUAUAGCUAUGCAAUCUUUAUUCAUUAUAAUAAUUUUUUAAUUAAUAUUGUACUAUAAGUAGAGUUAUAGUAUUUUUUUUUUAUGAGCUUAUAAUAAAUAUUAUGUAUAUAGGAAUGUAUGUACUAAAUAAUUAGUGAAUAAUUACUAGUUUGCUGUUUGUACAUGUAAAUGGAAGAAAGGACAAAUAGGGACAAGAUACUUUAAUAAAUAGCAAUGUAUAAACAAAA
Messenger RNA from Osmia lignaria (orchard mason bee), 6109 nucleotides. RefSeq names its product ABC transporter G family member 23. Gene Ontology annotation, cellular component: membrane. The record is from RefSeq and is a predicted model, not a curated record. Gene Ontology annotation, molecular function: ATP hydrolysis activity; ABC-type transporter activity; ATP binding. NCBI's taxonomy places the organism in Eukaryota, Metazoa, Arthropoda, Insecta, Hymenoptera, Megachilidae.